Cyclocybe aegerita is the source of this 1845-nucleotide messenger RNA. The record is from the annotation of a GenBank genome assembly. Lineage: Eukaryota; Fungi; Basidiomycota; Agaricomycetes; Agaricales; Hemipholiotaceae.
AUGGGUGCUGUCGGAACACAAACGGUCAACACAACGGAGAGGUUGGAGAAGUUGCGGGCGUUGAUGACGACUCAGGGUGUAGGCGCUUUCGUCGUUCCAAGUGAAGACCAACAUUCGAGCGAGUAUCUGGCACACAGCGAUGAGCGCCGAGCGUUUAUCUCAGGAUUUAACGGUUCUGCUGGUUUUGCGAUUGUCACUCUAGACAAUGCGUAUCUGUUCACGGAUGGGAGAUAUUUCCUCCAAGCAGAGAAGCAGCUCGACAGCAACUGGACUUUGAUGAAGCAAGGACUGCCUAACGUCCCGACUUGGCAGGAAUUCUUGUACAAGAAACUUGACCCAAAGACCAAGAUAGGCAUCGACCCUACGCUCCUCUCUGCCUCCGACGCGGAAUCUCUCAGCAAGCAACUUGCGCCUCAGGAGUCGGAGCUCGUUUCCCUGCCUGACAACCUUGUCGAUCUAGUCUGGGGGGAGGACAGGCCUCCGCGACCGAAGAAUGGGGUGGUGCAUUUGGAUGAGAAGUACUCAGGCCAGUCUCUCGACGAUAAAGUUAAGAAGGUCAGGGAGGAAUUGACGAAGAAGAAGGCCAAGGGAAUUGUGGUGACGAUGCUGGACGAGGUCGCGUGGUUGUUCAACUUGCGGGGCUCGGACAUCGAUUUUAACCCAGUGUUCUUCUCCUACGCACUCGUCACUCUGGACAACGUCGUUCUAUUCGUCGAAUCAGAGCAACUGACAAAGGGGGCUCAGGCGUACCUCAGCAGCCACGAUGUACAGAUCAAACCAUAUGGCGCGUUCUUUACGCAUUUGAAAGAACUUCCGGGCAUGCUGGAUUUGAGCGAGGAAUCUAAAAUCCUCAUUGGCGACAAAGCCAGCCAGGCUGUAGCUGAUUCACUUGGCAAGGGAAAGUACACCAUUGUUACGCCAUCGCCCAUCACAACCCUCAAAGCAAUUAAGAAUGAGGUUGAGCUGGAGGGGUUCAGGCGGUGUCACAUCCGAGAUGGGGCUGCGCUUGCUAGGUACUUCGCCUGGCUCGAGGAGACCCUUAACGAGGGCAAGGAGGUCACAGAGUGGCGAGGCUCUGAAGUCCUCGAGGGAUAUCGGCGCGAGCUGGACCUCUUCCAAGGGUUAUCAUUCACGACAAUCUCGUCUACAGGGCCUAAUGGUGCUAUUAUUCAUUACUCACCAGACCCAAAGGCUUCUGAUAUCAUUAAGAGGGAUCAGAUAUACUUAUGUGAUUCUGGAGCCCAGUUCCUUGACGGCACAACGGAUGUGACGAGGACAUGGCAUUUCGGUAACCCUACGGAUGAGGAGAAACGCGCAUUUACGCGUGUCUUGCAAGGGCAUAUCGCUAUCGAUACUGGGGUCUUCCCGAAUGGGACAACAGGCUAUCUCAUUGACUCCUGGGCACGGAGGGCGUUGUGGCAGGACGGCUUGGACUACAGACACGGGACUGGACACGGUGUAGGGCACUUCCUCAACGUGCACGAGGGGCCACAAGGUAUCGGCACACGGAUAACCUUGAAUAGCUCGCCGCUGAAAACUGGCAUGACCGUCUCGAAUGAGCCUGGAUACUACGCCGACGGGCGGUUCGGCAUCCGAAUUGAGAACAUUGUACUCGUAAGGGUGGCAGAGACCCCAAACAACUUUGGGGACAAGGGAUACCUCGGCUUUGAGCACGUUACGUUGUGCCCGAUCCACAAGAAGUUAGUCGAUGCCAACUUGUUGUCCGAAGCGGAGAGGCGGUGGUUGGAUGACUACCACAAGGAGACUUGGGAGAAGGUGUCACCUUUGCUGAAGAACGAUGAGAGGGCUCUGAAGUGGCUUGAGCGAGAAUGUAGCCCUCUAUAA